AUGGCUCGUCUACUGUUUCUACAUGGUUUCUUACAAAACGGUAAGGUCUUUUCUGAAAAGUCCUCUGGUAUCCGUAAGCUUCUAAAGAAGUCCGAUGUCGAGUGUGACUAUGUCGAUGGUCCAGUUGUAUUAGAACCAAAGGAUUUGCCAUUCCAAAUGGAUCCUGAAAGAUGGCAACAAACUUUAGAAGCACAGGUAAACCGUGCCUGGUUUUACCAUAGUGAUAUCUCCGCAGAAUUGGAUUUGACCAAUACUUUAUCCUACAUCUCUGAUUAUAUCAAGACCAAUGGUCCAUAUGACGGUAUAGUCGGUUUUUCUCAAGGUGCAGCAGUGGCUUCCAUCCUAACAAAUAAGAUUACAGAAUUAGUCCCUAACCACCCAGAAUUCAAGGUAAGUUUGCUCAUCUCUGGUUAUUCUUUCACAGAACCUAACCCACAAGGUGAAGGUCUAUGGAUUACACCUAAAUUCCAAGAUCAAUUUAAACCGGUCAAAGAAUCAAAUACUCGUAUCAUUUUCAUCUAUGGUGCUAAUGAUAUGGCAGUUCCUGGUGAAAGAGCUCAGUGGUUGGCUAAUCUGUACAAGAAGUCUUUAGAGAACCCUGAUCUAGUGAGCCAGUACGAGCACCCAGGUGGACACAUGGUACCAAACAAAAAGGACUUUAUAAGACCAAUUGUUGCUCAAAUCGAAGAAGCACUAGGUAAAUAA
This is a messenger RNA of Zygosaccharomyces rouxii, 705 nucleotides long. It is a transcript of the gene FSH1, whose product is annotated as putative serine hydrolase. The transcript has a single exon. Gene Ontology annotation, cellular component: cytoplasm; nucleus. Bases 1 to 705 code for a protein of 234 amino acids. NCBI's taxonomy places the organism in Eukaryota, Fungi, Ascomycota, Saccharomycetes, Saccharomycetales, Saccharomycetaceae. The record is from RefSeq and is a predicted model, not a curated record.